Molecule: messenger RNA, 1429 nt
Organism: Cotesia glomerata
Lineage: Eukaryota; Metazoa; Arthropoda; Insecta; Hymenoptera; Braconidae
Exons: 5
Coding region: 650-1228 (192 amino acids)
Source: RefSeq, a predicted model, not a curated record
AUUCUCAUCGACUAAAGUAGUUAUUACAUGUGUUGUAAUUGAAACUUGAACGGCUAUCGUAGUUAAAUAAAUUAUCUAACCUGAAAAAAGUACUGUGGACGUAGAGCUAAAAAGUAAAUUGAAACAUUUAUAUUGUGUAUUUUAAAUUAUUAAAAGAUAAUAUUAAAAUAUUAUUAAAUGAUGGGUAAAGUUUGUGCAAUAAAAAAUUGCGAUAGUGGUCGCAAAAGUUUAGGUUCAAAGAAAAAUAUGCCAUUUUUAUCUUUUUUCCAAGCCACGGAAACAUCACAGCGAUUGGAAAAAUGGACUGAAUGUUUGGGUAUAAGUUUGAAAAAUUCAGACUACAUUUGUCAGAUGCAUUUUAAAGAUGAAGAAGUGAAAAAUUAUGAUAAUAUUAUAAUUGAUGGCAAAAGUAAUAUUCUGCCGUUAAAAAAAAAAAAAUUAUUAGAAGGAGCUUUGCCAACAGUCGAGCAUCAAUAUACAUACCAUUCAGAAUCACCACAACACCUUGAAGUACCUAUAAAUGUCAACAGUCAACCGAUACAAGUUCAUUUUAAUGAUAAUGAAGAAUAUCAACAACCACAGCAACAAAAAAUCUUAAACAUCAGAGACAAGGGGAUGCAGCAAGUUUUUGUUGAACAGCGUGGUUAUAAUGACUAUAGAUUCUCAGAAAUCUAUAAGAGACUUCAUAGAUCAAAUGAAAAAUGUUACAAUUUUGCCUGAAUUUUUGGUCUUUUUAAACAAGCCAAAUGGAUUAGAGUUCAUGAGAGUAGAUCCAGAAACCAAGCAGAUUAAAUAUCACAUACGUAUAAAUCACGAUCUAUCUAUUACAGUAAUAUGUUCAAAUUACGAGGAAAUAACUAUGGAUACAAAAAUUACAGCAUUGGAUGAUGUUUAUACUUACUUAAAGUCAGUUGAAAAAUGGCCUGUCUGCGUUGGUACUAUGAUAGAUAUUAAAAAAUACUCAAAGAACUGUAAAGGAGUUGUCGUAGGGUGUGAAAGUUAUCGCAGGAUGCAAAUGAAUCCGAGAUGCCAAUCUUGUCGUUAUCUACGCAAUGAAUUGCUAACCCGAAAAAGUGCAGUAAGCAGUUUCCUUGAAAAAUCAAUCGCAUGUAAAAGUCAGGCCAGAAACAUUAAGAAAAAAUGCAAGCGUUUGAAAACAGCGAAUAUUAGUUUCUGGUAUGGGAAUCGAACGAGAAGCAAAACAAAUAUAUUGUUUUCAGAUGCUUAAUAUUAUAACGUUUUCUCCAACAGGUUAAUUAACAGUACUCUACCCUCCAUACCACAAGAGUCAAAUCCCAAAACCUAACCUUAUUUGGUUAACGUAGUAGGUUUCCCUAUACUAAAUCACGUUGGAAAAAGAGAGACAGAGACAAAUUUUGAAUGUUUUUUAUUAAUAAAUAUUUUCAUAUGCUCGGAAACCAUACUGAUU